UUGCGGGGAAACAUUUUCACUGCUGCUCUACAUUGCAUGAAUGGAAACUAAGCAAAUGAGAAUGAGUUAGCUAUCAUUUUGAGGGGUUCAAUGAUCAUAGUUAUGUCAAGUUAAACAGUGCAUAUUACUAUUGCUGGGUUAUUGAAAUCUUCAAGUUAUUAAUCUUAUCUUCUGAAUAAAGAAUUGCAGUCGUGUUAAAAACGGGCGUCAAUCCAACAAGUAACACAUGCUAGCUAGCCAGCUACGGUUGCUAACCUCAUAGAAAUCAAGGCCGAAAUAAACAUGGAAACAAUACUUGACCUACCAGUCGAAACUAAGAUAUUUUAUGCUGUUCUGGUAUUCUCGUGGACGGUGUAUCUAUGGGAGGCCUACCUUGCUUACAGACAGCGGAGGACAUACAGGUCAACCAUGCACGUACCACAAGAGUUGGGGAAGAUCAUGGACACAGAAACAUUUGAGAAGUCACGCCUUUAUAAUCUGGACAAGAGCAACUUCAGUUUCUGGUCUGGACUGUAUUCGGAAACCGAGGGAACGCUGAUCUUGCUUCUUGGUGGUAUCCCUUUCCUCUGGCGAGUGGCUGGGACGGUGACUGCUCGAUUUGGAUUAGGUUCAGAGUAUGAGAUCUCCCAGUCUCUUUCGUUUCUGAUGCUUGCGACCCUGUUCAGUGCCUUUACUGGCCUUCCAUGGAGUAUCUACAACACCUUUGUAAUUGAGGAGAAGCACGGCUUCAAUCAGCAGACACUGGGGUUCUUCCUGAAGGAUGCUGUGAAGAAGUUUAUUGUGACUCAGUGUAUCUUGUUGCCUGUGACCUCACUGCUCCUCUACAUCAUCAAGAUUGGUGGAGACUACUUUUUCAUCUAUGCCUGGCUCUUUACACUGGUGGUCUCCCUGGUACUGGUGACCAUCUAUGCGGACUACAUUGCUCCCCUAUUUGACAAGUUCACCCCGUUGCCAGAUGGUGAGCUGAAGGACGAGAUAGAAAGCAUGUCGAAGUCUAUCAGUUUCCCCCUGACUAAGGUUUACGUGGUAGAAGGUUCUAAACGCUCCUCCCACAGUAAUGCUUAUUUCUACGGGUUCUUCAAGAACAAGCGUAUAGUGUUGUUCGACACCCUGCUGGAAGACUACUCUCCCCUCAACCAGGAAGGACAGCCGGAGACUGUGCCGUCACAGGAGACCGACGCCUCAGCUGAGACCAAAGCUAAGCCCAAGAACAAGAAGCAAGGCUGCAACAACUCCGAGGUUUUGGCGGUGUUAGGCCAUGAACUGGGCCACUGGAAGUUGGGCCACACUGUCAAGAACAUUGUCAUCAGUCAGAUGAAUUCUUUCCUGUGCUUCUUCCUCUUUGCGGUGCUGAUUGGACAGAAGGAAUUGUUCAUGGCAUUUGGUUUCUACGAAAGCCAGCCUACGUUGAUUGGGUUGAUGAUCAUAUUCCAGUUCAUCUUCUCGCCAUACAAUGAGGUCCUGUCCUUCUGCUUGACUGUCCUGAGCCGCAGGUUUGAGUUCCAGGCGGACGCCUUUGCGCGGGGCAUGGGUCGGGCCUCCGAGCUCUACUCCGCGCUCAUCAAGCUCAACAAGGACAACCUGGGCUUCCCGGUGGCUGAUUGGCUCUUCUCCAUGUGGCACUACUCUCACCCUCCCCUGCUGGAGCGUCUACGGGCCCUGGGAGGGACCAAACAGGACUGAUGGGUGCUGAAUGGAAAGCCACGCCUCCUUUCUUUUCCGAAGGGGCCUAUUAUUGGCCCGCUGAUGUCGGCUCGGCCCUGUCGUUCUCUGUUUUCCUAACUGUGUUUUAUCGUAUCCUCACCAUUAGCUUCCUUUUAUUUGAUACAUUUGGUUUCAGUUUUUAAAAAGUACCCUAACUUCUUGGUUUCACAAAUCUAGUGUGUGACAAGAGGUCUGCUAGUUAGUGUAGGUGUAAUGGAGUCAAAAACACACCAUAAGCUUACACCAAAGCUACAGUUAUGUUGUGAAUUUGAUUUUUUUUUUUGAGAGCUCAAGAGUUUGGUAUGUUGUAAAGGAGGGCAGUCGGAUGUGCUAGCAAGUCAGUGAUCCUAUUUUUGAGCUUCUGCGUGAUCUAGAUCCAUUGGAAACAGUACUUGCAAAAGCAUGACAGUAUGAAGUCAUCCCCUUAAAAGGAGGUUUCACCCCGGACAUUCAUUUCCUUACCUGGUAAACCGUCUGUACAUAAGCUUUGACAGCAAUCCAUGCUUUGGUCUGAGCUUUGAGCAUUUGUUUAGCAAUAUUUUCGUGUCAAUUGUAAUAUUUUCCCACUUAUACAAACCUUCCUAUAGUCUCAGAAAUUGAAAUUGUGAAUGUCAACAUUGUCACUGAUAGAUGAGAACCUGCUAACAGCAUACACUUGUUGCUAGGUACAAUUUGUCAAAGAUUGCUUUUAUUUAGCCACAUAGUUUGUUUACUUGUCUUAUUUGAAUUGUUACUCCCCUGAGAAUUGUUUCAUUCCAAGUGUUUUCUCAUUCCUCAAUGUCCCUUACUGGUCCAUUUUCCCAGUAUUACAUUUGCAAAAAUGUAACAAAAAUUUUCCAUUACGGUUGACUAAGGCUGGUCAACUGACUCAUUCUGCAGCUGUUUUAUGGGGAUGUGCAUUUGAAGCCUAGUAAUCCAAACAGUUCCCACCUUUUCAGAUUUUCUGUUGAGCUUUAUUUGAGAUGGAUCAUGUCUGAAGUUGUAUCGUGGUUAGAUUGUCUGACUUCCCCGGGAUUUGCGAAUUGUGGUGAAACUGUAAUUUUUUUAAGUAAUGAUGAGAAGAUUUUCAGGUUAGAUUUCAUCACAUUUUUAUAACAUUUCUGUUUUCUUAAUGCACUUGUUUGUAAACAAGAUCCUGACCAUUAAUGUACUUGUAAAUAAUUUAGAAAUAGAAAAAAAGAAAUUCAUUUUUCCAUAUUUUUUGUUUGGAAUGUUCUGUAAAUGUUUCUUCUCUUUUUGUGCCUAUGUGUGAGAGGUGUGACGGUAAAGCCAGUUGACAAAGCCUGGGGGCGCUGGGUGGGGGUACAAGGCUCAUCACGUAACUCAAGUGUUUGGUUUGAUAUUGGAGGACUUCCUUUUUCUUGCAGGAAUUGUGAAUAAAGUCGCACACAGCA
Molecule: messenger RNA, 3098 nt
Organism: Esox lucius (northern pike)
Lineage: Eukaryota; Metazoa; Chordata; Actinopteri; Esociformes; Esocidae
Gene: zmpste24
Product: zinc metallopeptidase, STE24 homolog
Exons: 10
Coding region: 283-1683 (466 amino acids)
Biological process (GO): CAAX-box protein processing
Cellular component (GO): endoplasmic reticulum membrane
Molecular function (GO): metalloendopeptidase activity
Source: RefSeq, a predicted model, not a curated record